Messenger RNA from Trichosurus vulpecula (common brushtail), 4724 nucleotides. RefSeq names its product SRY-box transcription factor 13 (gene SOX13). Gene Ontology annotation, cellular component: nucleus. Bases 751 to 2604 code for a protein of 617 amino acids. The record is from RefSeq and is a predicted model, not a curated record. The transcript has 14 exons. Gene Ontology annotation, molecular function: RNA polymerase II cis-regulatory region sequence-specific DNA binding; DNA-binding transcription factor activity, RNA polymerase II-specific. NCBI's taxonomy places the organism in Eukaryota, Metazoa, Chordata, Mammalia, Diprotodontia, Phalangeridae. Gene Ontology annotation, biological process: regulation of transcription by RNA polymerase II; cell fate commitment.
CUCCUCGGAAGCUGAAGAGCCGGUGAGGCGGUGGAAGCAGCAGCAGCAGCAGCACCAGCAGCAGCAGCACCAGCACCAGCAGCCGCCACAGCCGCCGAGCAGUAGCUGCAGCCGCAAGCAGCCUUCUCCUUCCCUCCUUCCCUCCUUUCCUCCCUCUCUCCUGUGUUGUGAGUGUGACUCGGGGUGGCAGAGAGAGAGAUAGGGAGAGAAACGGUUCUUGGACUUAGCCCGGGAGAGGAGCGAACCCUGCGAUCCGGGCUCCGAACUCCGAGUAGCCUGGAACCCAGUGCAGGAAGGGAGGGAGCCAGCAGCUCAGCGGAGGCAGAGCCCCCGGGGCAGAGAGCUUACAGGGGGAUCCACACUCCGGACAGACCCCAGGAGCCACCAGUAGCCAGCAGAGCUGAGCUCCUGAGCUCUGGGGACCCGGGGGGCAGAGCUCAGAGCUGGGGAAGCAAGCAGACAGCCGGUAGCCGUCGACAGACGUCAGUCUCCCGCCAGGGAGCUUUGGACCCUGGGACCAGCGGCGCCGGGAGCCUGGAGAGCCAGGAGCGAGCGAGCGUCCCUCGAUCUAAUCGGAGGAGCAGCACCCCUCACCCCACCCCCCACUGACCCCCCUCCGUACCCCUCCCCACUCCUGGACGUGGUUGGGGGCAUGUGAGCUGGAAGCCCGCGGCAACCGGCAGCGAUCAUCCCGAGGGAGAAGCCCUGCCCCAGCAAAGGACAGAGCUGGAGCCGGAGCCGGGAGAGUAGAUGUCCAUGAGGAGCCCCAUCUCUCCCCAGCUGGCACUAGAUGGCAUUGGGACCAUGGUGAACUGCACUGUCAAGGCAGAAGAAAAGAAGGAGAUAUGCCAGGAGGCCCCACCUGGCCAGCAGGUGCCAGCCCCUGCUGCGGAGCCCUUGACCGGAGACCCAGCCCGGGCCCCCCAGGAUGGAGCUGACUCAAGUGGCCCACCCCAGGACUGUGGGUCACCAAAGAGCGAUGGGCCACCAGAACCUAGGAGAUCAGGGCCUGAGCCAGCCACUGGAAGCCAAGAAAAGCUGGAUUUCAAUCGGAAUUUGAAAGAAGUUAUGCCCACCAUUGAGAAGCUUCUAUCCAGUGACUGGAGAGAGAGGCUUCUAGGAAGAAGCACUGUGGAAACCAAAGAUGUCAAAGGGACCCAAGAAAGCCUGGCGGAAAAGGAACUUCAGCUCCUGGUCAUGAUCCAUCAGCUGUCUACUCUUCGGGACCAGCUCCUGACAGCUCACUCAGAGCAGAAGAAUAUGGCUGCCAUGUUGUUUGAGAAGCAGCAGCAACAGAUGGAGCUAGCCAGGCAGCAGCAAGAGCAGAUAGCAAAGCAGCAGCAGCAACUCAUUCAGCAACAGCACAAGAUCAACCUCCUCCAGCAGCAGAUCCAGCAGGUCAACAUGCCCUAUGUCAUGAUCCCUGCAUUCCCUCCCAGCCACCAGCCCAUGCCUGUCACCGCUGACUCUCAGCUGGCACUACCUAUUCAGCCCAUCCCUUGUAAACCAGUGGAGUACCCGCUGCAGCUGCUGCACAGCCCCCCUACCCCUGCUGUGAAGAGGCCUGGGGCCGUCUCUACCCAUCACCCUCUCCAGGAAUCUUCACAGCCUCUGAACUUGACAGCCAAGCCCAAAGGUCCGGAGCUGCCCAACACCUCCAGCUCCCCCAACCUGAAGAUAAGCAACUGUGGUCCCCUCCCUGCCAACCAUGGGGCUCCUACCCGGGACCUCCAGGCCAGCCCACCCAGCCUACCCCUAGGCUUUCUGGGUGAGGGCGAUGCCAUCACCAAAGCAAUCCAGGAUGCCCGGCAGCUGCUGCAUGGCCACAGCGGACCCAUUGAGAGCUCUCCUAAUGCCUCUUACAGGAAGGACCUCAUCAACCUGGAGUCAUCCCCAGCCAAGGAUCGGCUGGAGGAGAGCUGUGGGCACCAGCUAGAUGAGACUAUGCUGAGCUGUGAUAUGGAUGGCUCCCGACACUUCCCCGAGUCCCGGAACAACAAUCACAUUAAGAGGCCCAUGAAUGCCUUCAUGGUGUGGGCCAAGGAUGAACGGCGAAAGAUCCUCCAGGCCUGUCCUGAUAUGCAUAACUCCAGUAUCAGCAAGAUUCUUGGCUCCCGCUGGAAAUCCAUGACAAACCAGGAGAAGCAGCCGUACUACGAGGAACAGGCGCGGCUGAGUCGCCAGCACCUAGAGAAGUAUCCUGACUAUAAAUAUAAGCCUCGGCCCAAGCGCACAUGCAUCGUGGAGGGCAAGCGACUACGAGUAGGGGAGUACAAGGCUCUGAUGAGGAACCGGCGCCAGGACGCGAGGCAGAAUUACGUGAUCCCCCCACCAGGCAAUCAGAUGCAAAUGAGCUCCCCAGAUGUCCUGUACCCCAGAGCACCCGGAAUACCACUGGCACAGCCCCUUCUGGAGCACUAUGUGCCCCGGAGCCUGGACCCCAGCAUGCCUAUCAUUGUCAACACCCGAAGCCUUAAGGAGGAGAAUGAGGGAGCUGAGGACGGGCACUCUGUAGCCGAUGGGGAGAUGUUCCGGUACAGUGAGGAAGAAGAUUCCGAAGUUGAGGAGAAGAGUGAUGGAGAGUUGGUGGUGCUUACAGACUGAACUGGGCUCAGGGGGUCAUGCCCCUCACUCCUCCCAGGCAUAUCUUUAAAGGGGGAGGGAGGAGGCUAACAAGGGCUUGUCCCCUGACCCUAUCAGGCACCACCAGCAGACUUGGACUGUGUAGGUACCUUGACAGGGAUGUGUCCAGGAGAUGGGCACAGCUGUGCAUAUGUACAUAUAUCUAUGCAGGGGAAAUGGGAUCAGGAAAGGUUGAAUCCUACCCCAGGAUGUUUGGCCUGGAAGUAGGCAUCCUCUCUUGGGGCGCUUCAGAGCCAAUGGGUCAGUGUGGACUUUAGGAAAACAGGGGGGCACCUGAGUUCCUAGAAAAGGGGAGCUCCAUAGUCUGACCCAGCUUCCUAUCAACAACCAAGUGAUGCCACAAGUCCCCUGAUACUCGCAUCUAGGAGGUUAUUGUAUGACUAGCACCCUCUACUCCCUCCCUGUCUGGGAUUCCGGUUGCUGCAACCCCCUCCCCCAUACUCUAUUUUCUCAUCUCCCUUGAUCUGCCGGGAGGGUGGUGUAUGUUUUGCGUGUCCAUUUUAUCCAUCCACUCCCCACCCUCCACUCUAUUCACGCCCCAUGUUUGGGGUAGCAUACCUCCUCAUUCAUUUUACUCAACUUCCUGCAGGGCUUUCUUUCCCUCCGCUCAUGGGUCUUUUCCCAGGGUCUAUGUCUGCUUGGUGUGAAUGAGCCCACGGCUGUGCAUGAGAGUCUCUCAUCCGUCUGUCUUUCCCCUUCACGUUCUCAUCCUCUCUUUCCUCCGCGCUGGACUGUCUCUGUCUUGGUUUGUCCAGCCUGCAUGUGUAUCUGUGUGGGUGUGUUAGUGUGUGUGGGAGGGUGUGCGUGUGCGCAUGUGGCCCGUGUGUCCCCAUUCUGGGGGAUUCCUGUGUCUCAGGAUUCCUGAGGGGAGGCUUAUUUCUAUGCCUCUCCUUCUCUGACUCUGGAUAUCUCUGUCAGUGAGCAUCAUUAGACUCUUUGCCUUUCUGUAGCUCUCUGUGGGUCUCAGGUUCUCUUUCUUUUUUUUGUGUUUCUGUCUCUGUCCUGGGUCUCUGUUUCCUUAUCGAUUCGCUCCUCCCUGGCAGGAUGCCCCGACCCUUCUGGAGCCACCCUCAGUGUCUGGACAUCUCUGUGUGUCUUUGGGUCUCAGUGUUUGGAGCUGUCAGCCACCCUGACCUCCUCCCUCUCCUGUUCACUGACUGCCAGUCAAUUCCCACGGAGCCAUUUUUAGCUCUGAGAUGCAUGAGAACGCAGCCUCUCCAAGGGGCUACCCAGCCCCCUAGCCCUCGACUGCCCAACUUAGACCCUGGUUCCCAGCAGAGGGGAGUGGGGGGAAGGGAAAUGGGACCUUCUCCAGUGCCCUGGAAGCUGGGAUCUGGGGAAACUGGCUGAGGCCAGAAAAGCAGGUGCUGGGAAAGACUGGCUACCUGCGUCAUCUGGUCCUAGCCCUGCCUGAUAGACAAGGUCAGUUUGGACAAGUUUGGAAUGAUGGGCAUCAAAGAUUGCCCAAGGUGGCCAAGGCUGCUUCCAGAACUGGCUGGCCCUGCUGGCCUGGGAAGGGAAGGGUAUGUAUGUGUGUGAGUCACUUUGUUUAUUUGGGGGGGGGGGGGACGGGUGGUGAGGAGCCUCUGCUGCCCUUUCCCUCCCCUUCUUUCCCUUGGCAACAGUCCUUCCCUAUUCCUUUCUCCACACUCACUCUCCACCCCCUUGCCAUUGACCCCACCCCUUGGCUGGGGGACUUCACUUUGCCCAUGAUCAGUCUCUCAUUUUAUUUAUUUAUUUCCACCCCCAAGAAAGUCACAUCCCAUUGGAGAGGAACACUGAGGGGGCAGGGAGAGAGCUCUGGGGUCAGGAGGAGGGGACUCAAUCCAGCUGGGACAGAUGUGGAAACCAAGCCUACCCUUUGUCCCAUCCACCCCCAUUCCCCACCUCAGCCCCUUUCCUAAGCCCCCAUAUCUUUCUCCAGGGUUAUUCCUUUUUUACAACUGUAAACAUAGAUAGGGCUUUAUUUUGUUAAUAAGAUGAUGAUGAGCAACUUAACCUGUAUAUUUCUCCUGACCUGUUUACAAUCUGGGGAUUUUUUUUCCGGUUGGCACAAUAAAAAGAGAACAUUUUGGAUCCUU